GUGCGAGAGAGAAUUUUGAGUUAUCCCUUGGUGGCCAUUUUUCUCAGGCCGCCCUGAUCUCACCGGAUUCUCUCCGAUUGUAUCUCCUUCCCAGAUCUUCAUCGUUUUCCAAUCGGCUGAUAUACAUACACAUAGAGGGAGAGGUUUAUGUACAGUUUUCGUAAAGGAAAAUGGGGGUGAUAUCAAGGACGGUGUUCCCGGCCUGCGAGAGUCUGUGCUUCUUUUGUCCGGCGUUGCGUACCAGAUCCAGGCAUCCUGUUAAGCGUUACAAGAAAAUGCUCGCUAUGAUUUUCCCUCGAUCUCCGGAUGAACAACCAAAUGAUCGCAUGAUCAAUAAAUUGUGUGAAUAUGCAUCUAAGAAUCCUCUUCGUAUCCCGAAGAUCACAAGUUUGCUGGAACAAAAGUUUUACAAGGAACUGAGGAGUGAACAGUUUCAUUUAGUAAAAGUUGUUGUGACAAUCUACAGGAAGUUGUUGGUUUCUUGCAAGGAGCAAAUGCCAUUGUUUGCAAGCAGCUUUCUCAGCAUCAUACACAUCUUGCUAGAUCAAACACAACGAGAUGACAUACGCAUAUUGGGAUGUGAGGUUCUUUUUGAUUUUGUGAAUAAUCAGAGUGAUGGUACGCAUAUGUUCAACUUAGAUGGAAUGAUUCCAAAACUUUGUCUUUUAGCUGAAGAAAUGGGAGAGGACAGCAGGGUACAACGCUUGCAUUCUGCUGGGCUUAAGGCGCUAUCAUCAAUGGUUUGGUUCAUGGGUGAAUUCACUCAUAUUCCAGCUGAUUUUGAUACUGUUGUUUCAGUGCUCUUGGAGAAUUAUGAAGGUUUCGAGGAAACAUCAGAUAAUGCUACUCAAGAAAAGCAAAAUACCCAAAAUGGCACUGCUCAAGAGAGCUUCCCUCCUGCAGAUACCCUCACAAGGUUUUCCUGGAGGAGUAUUGUGAAUGAGAAAGGAGAAGUUAAUGUGCCAGCGGAGAAUGCUGAGAAUCCCAGGUUUUGGUCAAGAGUUUGUCUGCAUAACAUGGCCAAGUUAGCAAAGGAGGCUACAACUGUGCGGCGUGUCUUGGAAUCAUUGUUCCGAGCCUUUGACAAUGAGGACCUCUGGCCUCUCAAUCAUGGUGUAGCUCUUUCUGUCUUGCAGGACAUGCAGCUAUUAAUAGAGAAAUUUGGGGAGAACACACAUUUUUUGUUGUCCAUCUUAAUAAAGCACCUCGACCACAAGAAUGUUUUAAAGAAACCUAGCAUGCAGCUAGACAUUGUCAAGGUUGCCACCUCCCUUGCUCGCCAAACAAAGGUUCAAUCAUCUGUACCUAUAAUUGGUGCACUAAGUGAUAUGACAAGGCACCUUCGGAAAAGCAUUCACAUCUCACUUGAUGAUUCCAAUCUGGGAGAUGAAAUGAUUCAAUACAACCAAAAAUUUCGAGCAGCGGUUGACGAUUGCCUUGUGCAGUUAUCACUUAAGGUUGGAGAUGCUGGUCCUGUUCUCGAUAUGAUGGCUGUUAUGCUGGAGAACAUGCCAAACAUUACUCUUAUGGCCAGAACCUUGAUUUCUGCUGUUUACCGUACUGCUCAAAUUAUGGCAUCUGUACCAAAUUUAUAUUAUCAAAACAAGGCUUUCCCUGAGGCACUGUUUCAUCAGUUACUCGUAGCUAUGGUCUUUGCAGACCACGAAACUAGAGUUGGUGCUCACCGUAUAUUUUCUGUUGUGCUUGUCCCAUCUUCUGUUUGUCCCCGCUCUCAAGCUACAGCUACCCAUCCAAAGAAGAAAAAUAUGCAAAAGACACUCUCAAGAACUGUGUCAGUGUUUUCUUCUUCAGCUGCACUCUUUCACAAACUGGGUAGGGAGCAUCAUUUGUCACAGGAAGAUAUCUGCAUUGAGAAAGUAGAGAAAGGUUUAGACAAUAAGCCUGGGAACCGAAUUCGUAGUGUUAGGCUACCCAUCAUGAAUGAAAAUGAAACAUCAGAUAGUCAAGAUGCAAAGAGUGAAAAUACUUCAAUUCUUAACAGGUUAAAGUCCUCUUACAGCCGAACUUAUAGCGUCAAGAAGAAUCCAUCAACUUCAAUGGAUGAAGAAGAACCUCUGAGUAAUGAUGUUGAAGUUGCGGCAUUACCUCUUCGAUUAAGCAGCCAUCAGAUCACUCUUAUGCUUUCAUCAAUUUGGGCACAAUCCAUCUUUCCUUCAAAUACACCAGAAAAUUUUGAAGCAAUUGCUCAUACCUACAGCUUGGUGCUGCUAUUUGCAAGGACCAAGAACUCCUUUAACGAGGCUCUGAUUCGAGGCUUUCAGCUGGCAUUUUCCCUAAGGAACAUAUCUUUGGGAGGAGGAGGACCACUGCAGCCAUCACGCCGCAGAUCACUUUUCACUCUGGCUACAUCUAUGAUCAUCUUCUUAUCAAAAGCCUACAACAUCCCCCCUCUUGUGCCUUGUGUCAAAGCUUUGCUUACUGAUAGAACUGUCGAUCCAUUUCUACAGUUGGUUGAUGAUUGCAAGUUACAGGCUGUUGAUAAUGGAGCCGAGCAUCCAAGAAAGGUUUAUGGAUCAAAAGAGGAUGAUGAAGAUGCAUCAAAGUCACUUUCAGCAAUAGAAAUAACAGAGAACCAAUCCAAAGAAUCACUUGCUACCAUGGUAGUGAAGUUUCUUGGCAAUUUGUCAGAGAAAGAAUCAUCUAGUAUAAGAAAGCAGUUGCUUAAUGAUUUCAUCCCUGAUGAUGCAUGUCCACUGGGAACUCAGUUGUUCUCUGAGAAACCAGGACAAAUCUACCAGCCUGUUUCGAAAGAGAAUGAAUCUCCUGAAAAGGUUGAGCAUCCACUCUUCAUGAUAGAUGAUGAUGUUUUAGCCAGUAAGUCAGAAAGUCAAGUGGGUGCAGACGUUCAUCUGGCACUUCAAACUGCAUGCCUCCUGAGUGUUGAUGAACUUCUAAAUGCAGUCUCAGAGACAACAAAUCAAGUUGGAAGAUUCUCAUCCUCUGCUACAACUGACAUGCCUUAUAGUGAAAUGGCUGGCCAUUGUGAGGCCCUUCUGGCAGGAAAGCAGCAGAAGAUGUCUGCCUUCAUGAGUGCUCAGCAGAGUCUAGAUUUAAUUUGCUUCUCUACGAUGGAGACACAAUCUAAUUCCAAUGUUGAACCAGUUGUGUCACAGAGUGGAAAUCCAUUUGCAGACGAAGACUGUUAUGCUAGCUCUAUAAGUCAAUCUGCCAGUACUGGUCCAUCGCGUUGUGCAGCUGCAUGCCAAUACCCUGCCUGCUUCUUUCAGCUUCCUGCCUCAAGCCCAUAUGAUAAUUUUCUAAAAGCUGCUGGUUGCUGAUAUCAGAGAGAAGGACAAGUAGCUCCAUGAAUGAACAUGAGCCUUUAGAUCAGAAUAAUACUUUCAUACUUUGCCUUCUAAUACCGUCUGCACCCACUCCUGAAUCUUCCACAGCUGUUGGAUUGGCAAUCUCUGAUAACAUGCCAGGGAUGGUUUUGGGUGCCUCUCUUUCUCUAGUUCAUUCAUAUUUUGUCGUGUUAUAUGUUAUUAUUAUUAUCAUUAUUACUGGACAGGAUUGUAGAGUUUAGGUUUGCCAUGCCCGACUGAGAAAAAUGUCAUGUAAAUGGAGAAAAGUGUAAAUGGAGAAAAAUAUUAUUUAUGCCAUCUCAAGUUAUAUGUAUGAGAAUAAGAAAGGUGCUAUAAAUGUGUCAAUGAAGU
This is a messenger RNA of Rubroshorea leprosula, 3677 nucleotides long. The record is from the annotation of a GenBank genome assembly. NCBI's taxonomy places the organism in Eukaryota, Viridiplantae, Streptophyta, Magnoliopsida, Malvales, Dipterocarpaceae.